AUGUUGUUCUAUGCAUGGUUCAGUUACAGCCCCAUAUACGCCUAUGGACAGUCAAAGCUGGCCAACAUACUGCACGCUAACGAGCUAUCAAGGCAAUUUAAGGUAGAAAAGGUGGAGUUGACUGCAAACUCACUGCAUCCUGGUGGCAUUGCAACCAGUCUUCUACGUCAUCACAGCUUUCUUGAGGGUGUCGUUGAUUGGGUCGGGAAAUACUUCCUGAAAACUAUCCCACAGGGGGCAGCAACUACAUGCUAUGUGGCAUUACACCCGCAAGUCAAAGGGGUUAGUGGCGAGUAUUUUGUAGACAGUAACAAAGCAAAGCCGAGUUCUCUUGCGAAAGAUUCAGAAUUCGCCAAGAAACUCUGGGAUUUUAGCCUGGGCAUGGUGGCUCCAUAAUCAUACUAGUUCACUUCAUGUGUAUAUUUUCAACAAAAUUGAUUGCUUUAUUGUAUAAAACAGACAGUAGACAACCAAAGAUCAUUAAGACCAAAAAAAAAAACACAUUCUCAUUGAUAAAGCUUUUGAUGUGCACAUAAGAUGGUUAUGUAACUAUUUUUCAUAUCCUAACUCUAGUUUAAACCACGGAUGCACAAACUUUUCAACAAAAUCUAAGACUCUAUCACCUACCCUUCCUUCUUCUUCCUGUACGGCAGUAAAAGUAAAACCCCUGAAAACAAGCCCAUGAAUCCCUUCUCUUUCUCAUAGUAUGAGGUGUACACUUCUUUACAUAUCCACCACGAACCACUGUUAAAUGCUGGAGUUUCAGAAGCUAUCCAUCUGCAUCCCUCCUUCCAUUUCAGCUUCCAAAAGGGAUU
This is a messenger RNA of Lactuca virosa, 815 nucleotides long. The record is from the annotation of a GenBank genome assembly. Lineage: Eukaryota; Viridiplantae; Streptophyta; Magnoliopsida; Asterales; Asteraceae.